AUCAGACUAGCUAUGCCCCUAUUCCUCCAAACCAGAAUAUAACAGCACAUGCGGUCUUUUGAAUAAUUUGUCUAUGUUUAUGUGAAGUGGUGUUGUGCAUGAAAUCAAAUACUUACUAAAAACCUGUAUUAACACGCGUCUUUAAAAUACUAAUAGAAAACAAUUUAAGAAUUUUUUUUAAAAGCAUACCUUCUUUGGAAAUAGGGUAUUAAUACGACAUGGACAUGUUUUACCCCGAGUAACUUCGUGCUAAAUCAUUUUGACAAGGAGUCGGAGUGGGACUCUGCGACUGGACCUUCCUGGGCAGAUGACGGCUUUCUCCAGUUCGGACUGGUAUCCUCUGACUGUGAGACCUUGAGGUGUGUGUCCGUGGGAACAUAAUAAUGAGACUCACCUCUGAUACAAACCGGGAAGGGAACAGCAGCAACGGGAAGCUAACAGGCGAUGUAGAGUCACCAUUGUUUUCUAAUACAAUGUCAUUUUCCUUCCUGCUGGAGUGGUAUUGAAACAAGAGAACCAACAAACCAAGCCAUGGUCUGUGGAUGGGAAGGAGGCGUGGCCAGUAUAAGAGACGGGGAAAGGGGGGGGGGGUGGAGAAGGAGGAUGUGAGGAGGGUAGACGGACUGUAGCGGCAAUGCCUUGCAUUUCUUACGAUGCUGCCGCUGAAGUUGUUCCCCUUCCCUGAAGAACAUCUCUUUUCAUAAAAUCUGACCGACAAACCCUUUUCGUCUCCUGGACCUGCUGGAGAAGCUUGAUCUUCAUCUGUGAGAUUGAGAGACUCCCACCCAUCCUAUCCGGCAGAAGGAACAGAGACAAUCCUAUACGGAGCCUCAGCAACCAGCAGCAAACAUCAGAAGGCAUGUGGGACGUGGGGGCGGUCUCGCCCGCUUCCUAGGGGAACCCGGGUCCCAGCUCCCUGUCAGGCAUUAUCCAAGGAAGGUGCGGGGCGUAAUGGGGGACUGGAGUCUUUUGGGGAACUUCCUUGAAGAAGUGCAGGAACACUCAACCUCCGUGGGCAAGGUCUGGCUCACCGUCCUCUUCAUCUUCCGCAUCCUGGUGCUGGGCACGGCAGCCGAGUCCUCCUGGGGCGACGAGCAGUCCGACUUCACGUGCGACACCAAGCAGCCGGGCUGCACCAACGUGUGCUACGACGCCGCCUUCCCCAUAGCCCACAUCCGCUACUGGGUGCUACAGAUCGUGUUCGUCUCCACGCCCUCGCUCAUCUACAUGGGACACGCCAUGCACGUGGUGCGGGCGGAGGAGAAGCGGCGGCAGCGGGAGGAAGAUCGCGGCGGAGCCGAGAAGGAGUACCUGGAGCAGAAGGAGGCAGAGAAAACCAAGGGCAGAAUCCGCCUUAGGGGGGCGCUGUUGCACACGUACGUGCUCAGCAUCCUCAUUCGCACCGGCAUGGAGGUGGCCUUCGUCGUUGGCCAGUACAUGAUCUAUGGAAUCUUCCUCAAAGCCUUGUACACGUGCAAGACGCAGCCGUGCCCCAACACGGUCAACUGCUACGUGUCGCGGCCCACAGAGAAGAACAUCUUCAUCGUGUUCAUGCUGUCGGUGGCCGGGGUCUCUCUUCUUCUCAGUGUGGUCGAGCUCUACCACCUGGGCUUGAAGGCUUUCAAGCGGUGCGUAAAGGCCUACGUUGCCGCCCACGCCCUGGAAGUCCAGCCGGCUGCCAUGACAGUAGCCAGCCACGAGCCCAACACGCCAAGGACCAACGACUCAUGCACCCCGCCCCCCGAUUUCAACCAAUGCCUGUCUACAGCACCCCCCCACCCGCACACCAGCUGCCAGCCCUUCAGCAACAGAAUGGCUCACCAGCAGAACUCGGCCAACUUGGCCACCGAGCGCGAUCGCACCCAUGACCCCCCCUGGGAGGAGGACUUCCUGCAGUUGAGCUAUGACCCAGACAGCAAGGCUCCCUGCAGCCUCCUCAAGGGGAAAGGCUGCCCAAGCAAAGCCAGUGACUCCUGUGGGCGGGCACGACCAAGUGACCUGGCGGUAUAGACCCGCCCCCAAUGGGUGGGACUAACAUGCCUACAAAGAUGAAGGACCUGACAACUGGAUAGGGAAUUCUGGGAUACCAACAGGCAUUUUUCUUUACUUCCCUUUACUGAUUACAUCAGUAGUUGUGACCAUUUGGACAUGUUUACAUUUAUUAAGGUCCUGGACUAAAUGCUACUGACUGGAUUCCCAGGGGGCCAUUCUGUUGUAUCCUUGAGUGAGGUACUGAACUUGAACCACUCCAAUAAGACCCAGCUAUACAAGUGGGUAAAAAAACGUAAGUUUUUCUGGAUGCAAGUGUCAUCGAGGAAGAAAAAUACCAAGUUAGGACUAUAUAAGGCAGCGCAGAAACAAAUAUUUUGAUACAGGGUUAAUAGUUUUGUUUUGAUACUGUCUGACACCUUGAAAACUUGAAAGAUAUUUAUGAUGUACAAUAAGCAAUCUCAAUAUUUAUAAUAUGAAGAUUAAACUUUGAUCAUGAAAAUUCAGUUUUGCUUGGUAGAUCUCAUUUCAAGUAAAAAUAAAAAAAGCAGAAUUAAACCAUAUUUCAAAAUGAAGUAGAACUGGAUUUGCUUUGAUGUCAUGAGCUAAAACUAUCCCUCUCACACGAGGGCAGAGAUCAGCCGCCCAGGAGAAGCAGAACCCGCAUAUUGUGUGCAGAAGUGCAUAUAGGGGUGGGGACACAGGGGCACAGGCCAUAACUGAAAGCUGGUUGGAUCCAGAGUGACCCCUUCCCUGUCACUGGCCCCUCUCAUGGUCCCAAACUUAUAAAAUCCUAGAAUUACCUCUGUGUGAAUUGCGACUUCAUGGACAGGCCAGGCCCCAUGUGACAUGUAAAAUCUCGCCACUAUACAUAAAUUAAAGGGCCGCAUGUUGAGACAGGCCUGCUGUGUGUUUGCAGAGGUGCUAUUUCCAUGGCGGAAAUGAUCCAUAUGACUGUCAGAAUUCAACAAGCGAUAUUUAUUCACACAAUUCUCGGAUAACUGGAUAACUUCCCAUCAGACCCUGGGAGAUGCAGAUCACUAAUCACCAUGUAACAUUAGUCAGACUUUCAAUGUGCCAGAGGCACUGAAAAUGUCAUUAAACUGGACAGGUAAAGAAACAAAAGUCAAUUGACACAAACCUUCACCCGGCUAAACCGCUAUUAAAAUGCUUCCACUGUUUUGCUUUAAGUUCACUUAGACAUUUACAAGUUAAACUGUGAAAAAACUGUGACUUCUGGUUGAACUGCAACUUGCAGGAAUGAGCUUCUAUUCAUCUUAUUAAAUCAGUCUUUUAAAAUUAUUUUCCAAAUUCCUGCAAAUGUGCUCUGUUUUUUAUCAGUAUUUAAGAGGAUGGUGUGGUUCCUUCCUUUCUGUGUGCAUGACUUUUGGGGAAUCAGAGAGUUACUCAUGUAGUUAAAGAUACACAGCAAAUCUGAGCUUUUUUAUACUAAAGUCGAUGAGUUUUGCCCGUCAUACAUGUAUAACUUGGAUAUCU
This is a messenger RNA of Brienomyrus brachyistius, 3486 nucleotides long. It is a transcript of the gene gja5a, whose product is annotated as gap junction protein, alpha 5a. The coding region runs from base 952 to 2010 and encodes 352 amino acids. The record is from RefSeq and is a predicted model, not a curated record. Gene Ontology annotation, biological process: cell communication. The transcript is spliced from 3 exons. Gene Ontology annotation, cellular component: connexin complex. Lineage: Eukaryota; Metazoa; Chordata; Actinopteri; Osteoglossiformes; Mormyridae.